AUGUCACAAUUGGAUCAGACUGCUUGGGUCAGUGGUUGGUCUGAAACAUUUGUGUUGUUAGUCAAGAAGAAUUAUAAAGAGUCUCAGAUUUCAGAUGACAGUAAGAUUAAAUCAGUAUAUGAACAGCUUCUUAAAUCAGAUUCUGAUUCUAAUUCACAGAUCUCUAGUCUCUCAACCAUAACUGUCAGUGUGACUGCCAUCAUUGUCAGAUCAGUGACAAUCAGUAUGGACAGUCUCUUUGUAGAAGAUGAUUCAGUCAGAGAUGCUCAAUUAUCAUCUGAGCUGGAAAUGAAGUCUGUCAGUGACACUAAAAGUAGCUGA
This is a messenger RNA of Ophidiomyces ophidiicola, 321 nucleotides long. RefSeq lists its product as uncharacterized. The coding region runs from base 1 to 321 and encodes 106 amino acids. The transcript is spliced from 2 exons. Lineage: Eukaryota; Fungi; Ascomycota; Eurotiomycetes; Onygenales; Onygenaceae. The record is from RefSeq and is a predicted model, not a curated record.